AUGGGCAUCAUGAGAGCUCUUGUGGAAAGGGAAGAUCCCUCCUCCAAGGACGUGGAUGAUUUCAUGAUCCGGAGAUUUCUGCGGGCGCGUGAUCUGGAUAUUGAGAAGGCUUCUAACCUGUUCCUCAAGUAUCUGAGUUGGAGGAAGUCAUUUGUGCCAAAUGGUUCCAUCUCAGAGUCAGAGGUUCCGAGAGAGCUUGCUCAUAACAAGCUGUUUAUGCAAGGUCUGGACAAGACGGGACGCCCCAUCGUCGUUGUUUUUGGUGGGAGGCAUAAGCGCACCAAACUAGAGGAGUUCAAACGUUUUGUAGUCUAUAGCCUUGACAAAAUAAGUGCCAGAAUGCCAGCAGGCAAGGAAAAGUUUGUAUCCAUUGCAGAUCUUGAAGGAUGGGGAUACGUCAAUAGCGACAUUCGUGGAUACUUAGCAGCUCUGUCGAUCUUGCAGGAUUGCUACCCAGAAAGGCUUGGCAAGUUAUAUCUUGUUCAUGUGCCUUACGUUUUCAUGACGGCAUGGAAGAUGGUUUACCCAUUUAUUGACAACAAAACCAAGAAGAAGAUAGUUUUUGUUGAGAACAAAAAACUGAGCUCCACCCUGCUCAGUGAUAUUGAUGAGAGCCAACUCCCAGAUACAUAUGGAGGCAAAUUGCCGUUAGUUCCUAUCCAAGACUGCUAG
Molecule: messenger RNA, 672 nt
Organism: Prunus armeniaca (apricot)
Lineage: Eukaryota; Viridiplantae; Streptophyta; Magnoliopsida; Rosales; Rosaceae
Source: the annotation of a GenBank genome assembly